Messenger RNA from Spodoptera littoralis (African cotton leafworm), 2136 nucleotides. The record is from the annotation of a GenBank genome assembly. Lineage: Eukaryota; Metazoa; Arthropoda; Insecta; Lepidoptera; Noctuidae.
AUGUACCAAAACAUUGGUCUUGUGUUGUGUUUUGUGGUGUUUCUGUGCAUAUUUAGUGUAUUUUCUGUGACUGUUAGUGAGCAUCAUCAUGUGCAUUGUACACAUGAGCACCCAAAGGCUGACGAAGUAAUUAGGGGUGUGCAUAUAGAACCUGCUCACAUAGUCAAAAAACGCAGCAUAGAUCAACCAUUACGAAUAAGUAUAUUUUACGACCACUCUGUAUAUAGGUUAGAGCCGGAGAAGUUUGAUAUGAUCAAUAACACAAUUUUACCUGAAGCUGUGAAGUUUUGGGAGCAAGCACUGAAAGUUAGAAAAACUGGUGGUCCCAUCAAAUUAAAUAGGAAAUGUCCUACGCGUCAGGUGUUCGUCCGUGAUGGUAGGACACACUGCAUAGACCAGUGCAAUGCUGAAACUAUGUGUGGUGAGGUGAAAGUACCGGAGGAACAUUUAAAUCUUUGCUACGUGUGUAACAGUACAGGACAUAACUGCAGAUCGUUGCCUCGAAAUGUUCGAAUAGACGAUGAGGUACCGACAGAACUUGAUGGGAAUUCCAUUAACGAGGCAACGGAGGUACCGCAAGUGGCAGAUCCUGAAGUAGAUUAUUCAGGAGUAGAGGAUACUGACUUUGUGCUGUAUGUUAGUGCGGUGGAGACAGAGAGGUGUCGACGUGGACAGACGGUGGCAUACGCUUCUCAUUGCCAGCAGGAAUCUGCUUUAGACAGGCCAGUAGCAGGUCAUGCAAAUUUCUGUCCAGGCGAGCUGUCCACCAACAACAGGGACCUUCCGUCAGUGCUGUCUACUGUCAAACAUGAGAUGCUACACGCACUGGGCUUCAGCGUGUCACUAUUCGCUUUUUACAGAGAUGAAAAUGGAGAACCAUUAACGGAACGACGACCAGACACUGGGAACCCACCGAUGGACGAAGAAUUACAAAUUCACAAAUGGUCUGAUCGUGUUGUGAAGAAUAUAACGAGGAAGAACUGGAUGAUUCGCGGUGGAUACAUGGAGAGGACCUUCCAUAUGGUGGUCACUCCCAGGGUCGUUCAAGAGGUGCGAGAUCACUUCAACUGCUCAGAGUUGGAGGGCGCUGAGUUAGAAGACCAGGGUGGGGACGGUACAGCGCUCACUCACUGGGAGAAGAGGAUAUUUGAGAACGAAGCAAUGACUGGUACCCACACUCAGAACUCAGUCUUCAGCCGGAUAACUUUCGCUCUUAUGGAAGAUACAGGAUGGUACCGGGCCAAUUACGAGCACGCCACCCCUCUGGACUGGGGGAAAGGCCUCGGAUGCAAGUUCUCCAUGGUGUCCUGCAAACAAUGGCUGAAUUCGCAAAGGUUUAGCGAAUCUAUGGACAAUUCUACGACAAACGUUACUAACGGGACUACGGAGAAAGAGAGAAAGAACCCGGCUCCCUUCUGUGAGAGGAUCAAAGGUAAUCCUCUACGAACGGAAUGCUCCCCCCGACGUAACGCCGUGGUACUAUGCAACCUUGUGCGCCAUGACACUAUACUGCCUCGAGCAUACCAGCAUUUCGACACCCUUCCAAAUGUGGCUCCAGGUGAAGAAGCCCACUAUGGAGGCUCCGUCUCCCUGGCGGACUACUGCCCAUACCUUCAGGAAUUCACGUGGAGGCAUAAGAGCGUGCUCGUCAGGGGCAGCCGCUGUUCUUACGAGGAGAAUACGCCUAAAAGUGACGUGAACUUCGCUCUAGAGAAUUAUGGAGCGCACUCGAAAUGUUUUGACCAUAGCGACAGAGUUUGGGAGCAGAAGUCCUGUAGACAGAUCAGAGAAUGGCAACACUGGGGUUCGGGUUGCUACAAAUACAAAUGUGAAAGUGGCCGAUUGCAUAUUGUUGUCGGCAACUAUUCAUAUACCUGUUACCAUGCGAGCCAAGUACUUCAAAUAAGGAUAAUCAAAAAAGGGUGGUUGCACAAAGGGGGCGUGGUCUGCCCUCCUUGUAGGGAACUCUGCAAAGAGGAAUUCGCGUCCCGAAACGAGUACUGCAAAGGCGGAGAAGAGCCUUUGCCGCCAAAUCUAUACCGAAAUGACAUUUUGACUUGCUCGGCUGUCACCCUGACAUCUCCCGCCUUUUUAGUAGCCGCCAUUUUGAUUUUAAUAUUCAGUUUACAAAAGUAA